UACUCUGAAGAAGGGGGAGUGCACGCACAUGCCCAGUCAAUGUUUUGUGCAACAGUUGGCCGUCCAAUCUCCAUCACCCGUCUCUCUCUCGCACAGCCUCCUCCCACUCUUGUCUUUACCCACAGCCUUUCCAGUCUCUCCAUGCGUAGAUCUACGUCGCUCUAUGCAGCAGCAGCAGCAGCAGCCCAGUGUGUAUAAUGUAUGAUUCACAGUCGUCCGUUAGAUUGAAUAUCGAUCAGUAAGCAUCUGUCACAUUCCGAAAUGGAUCGUGUCAACAUCAGCCGGAGGAAAUGCCACUAUCGUUGUGAAUUUCGUAGAGAGGAAUCGUCUAGCGACAAUUAAAUUACCAAUACAAAGAAAAGAAAUAACCUGCGCCGGAAAAAAAUGGUUGGCUGUCGAAGAGUAGAGUAAAGUAUUUUGCGUCGAAUUGUAUCGAUCGCUGAGCUGCUCGUUCCCUCCCCCCAUACAUAGAUGAAAGGGAGGGGUGUGUGGAGGAGGUAAGAGGAGAGCUAGCAAGAGAGAGAGAGAGGGUGGCAGCUAGGCAAAGGAGGUAGUAGUAGUAGUGGUGGUAGUAUAUACAACAUCCGAUUGGAAUUGUGCACCUCUCAGUUGACGGUUCGCUUCCAAACCAUCCAGUCAUCUUGAUCACAUUCUAGUCGUUUGAUGUCAUUUUCUUUUUUUGGUUUUUCUUUUUCUUUUGUGUUAUUUCAACAUUUUUCAUUUUAGUCGAGUUGACGGUCCCGACAUUCACGAAAUAGUUGCGGCAGACACACACCGCUAAUGCGUCUCACUUGAACGGGGAGUCGCCGAGGAUGCCGGAAGUGCCGAAUGCUGCUGACUUCCGGAAUUCUAGUCUCGCAACUAGCACGAAAUUGCAGUCGUGCAGCGAUUUGGAGAAAGCCCAGCACGGAUUGUACCAGGCGGCCCACCUGUUUUACGCAGCCUCUCUCCUGAUUCCGCAUCACACCUUUGUCUGGAGCAUCUUCAUCAGCCGGAUUCUGAUGGGUUUGGCGUACGCCCUAGUGACGGUGUGGGCCUGUCUGGAACUCUGCGCCCCCGACGUCUUCGCCUGGAACGUUCUACUGACAGCUGGCACUCUAGUUCACAUUGUCUACUGGAGUUGGCGCUUCCGGCCGGGCCGAAUCCGCCAGAAACCACUUCUAGAACUUUACCAAAAGCUCUUCGUGCCGCUGGAUUGUUCUCGAGAGCUCUUUGUUCAGUUGACCAACAAGUCUGUAAUAACGUCCCUACAAGUCGGCGACGACUUUUUCCUCGCUACUCAGCAACUCUGUUCCAUCCCGGCGUCGUCGAAUCCAUCGGCCUCGAUGAGAUUAUCCGUCCUCCUGACUGGCAAGAUGAGAGUGACUUUCGGUCUGGGCCAGCGGUUAUUGCAUCACAUUGAGCCGUUCCAGUUCGUCGAUUCGCCCGAGUGGUACAUGAUGCAGAACGUCUCCCCACAAGAUGUCAAAGCCUCCAAGAUUCAAGUUUCCAUCACAGCUGACGAGCCCUGCACGCUACUCCAAUUGGAUGCGGAAAACCUGAACCACUUGACUGUCAACAACCCGCCGCUGAGAUUCCUACUCGAUUGCUUGAUUGGGAAAGACGUUUCUCAAAAGUUGUACGCCGUGACGGAACAAGCUGCUCUAAUGGUGACAUCCAGAGAUCCGUCAAGCAAACAGGAUCGUUUGCCUUCGCUACAGGUGGGUGGCGGUGGCAGCUCGGUGGGUGUCAACAGUACGACGACCUACUCAUCGCUGGGCCCUUGGCAGGGCGAACUGCUCAGAAGUCAGAGCGCCGACGCCGUGCACACUUGCAAACAGGGUCAAGUGCGUUCCAUCAACUGGAGGCGGGAUCAGACGCGUAGAAUAUGGGCCAGGAGAUAUCAGAAACUCGUUCCGACCCGACACCAUCGACCGCUGAAGAAACCGGCACCUUGUAGGCAGGAAAUGAGUAGACGAGGUGAUCAUUUAGGAAAGGAAGAUCCUGGUGAUUGCGGUGGGGGGAAAGUAAGUAGUUCUCCUAAGUACCCCACGCUAGAGGUGGGUAAUCGUCACGAGCAAAUUAUACGGAUCGAACCUCAUCAUCAGGAACGACUGCACUGGAACAGAGUCCAAUUCGACGAGACAUUUGUGUGAUUUAAUUUUAUUGUAAAAUGAUCCUCUCCCUGACUGUUUGCUUAGAAAAUUGUAUUUUUUGAAAUGGAAUUGCUGGGUUUUUUUAUUGUGCACAAAAAAGGGAAAUAUUGUCUAAUAAUUUGGCGGGUUUGUGUCUAUAGCUCCGUUGCUUUGCUCGUUGAAUAACACUAACGUCAAUAUGUUGUCUGUGAUUGGUAUUUUUUUUAAUAGAACACAUUGUGCUGUCGGUGAUAUAUUUGAUGUGAAUAUAAACAACCAUUGUCAUUUCUUAAG
This is a messenger RNA of Daphnia pulicaria, 2408 nucleotides long. RefSeq names its product blood vessel epicardial substance-like. Bases 813 to 2135 code for a protein of 440 amino acids. Lineage: Eukaryota; Metazoa; Arthropoda; Branchiopoda; Diplostraca; Daphniidae. Gene Ontology annotation, cellular component: sarcolemma. The transcript is spliced from 7 exons. The record is from RefSeq and is a predicted model, not a curated record. Gene Ontology annotation, molecular function: cAMP binding.